AUGAAGAACAGGGAACAACAAAAGACAGUGAAGACAGCGAUGGUUUUCCUGGGAUUCUGCCUUGUCGCUUACAUUGUAAUCCCACCGCUCUUCUGGCACCUCUCCGAUUUCAUUACCGCCACCUCUUCUUCUUCUUCUUCUUCUUCCUCCUCAUACUGUCCACCUUGCUUCUGCGACUGCUCCACUCAGCCACUGUUCUCUCUUUUUGAUGAUCUGAGCGCCAACACUUCUUUCUCAGAAUGCACGAAGAAGCAGGAUCCGGAGGUGGGCGAGGAGGCGCAGUCCAAUUUCACGGAGCUCCUGGCGGAGGAAGUGAAGCUGAAAGAGGCGGAGGCUGUGAGGAACCAGCAGCGGGCCGACGUGGCUUUGCUGGAGGCCAAGAAGAUGACGUCACAGUAUCAGAAGGAAGCUGACAAGUGCAGCGCGGGGAUGGACACCUGCGAGGUUGCCAGGGAGACAGCCGAAGAAGCACUUGCCUCCCAGAGGCAAAUCAGUGCCCUCUGGGAGCGCAGAGCUCGACAGAGAGGGUGGCGACCGGCUGCGACCACCGUCACUCACCACCUUCACAGCCACUUCACCCACUAA
Messenger RNA from Linum tenue, 585 nucleotides. The record is from the annotation of a GenBank genome assembly. Lineage: Eukaryota; Viridiplantae; Streptophyta; Magnoliopsida; Malpighiales; Linaceae.